AUGGACGUAACAGAAGAAAUAUUCAAUGGAAUGAAGAAAAAAUUCAACGCCUCUAUGGAGACGAUAUUGUGUCGUCGGAAAAAAGUCACCAACGUAAUGAUUACCAAAGAAGAAUACUUUCAAAUCAUUGAAAGACUCAAAUUACCUAAAGUUGAUCGAAAAUAUCAAAACUAUGACGUCAUAAAUCUUGAUGAUGGUAGUUUUCGACUUAUUGUUAAUAAAAAUGACAAACCUAAUGCACCCACAAAAUAUUACGUUCACAUGGACGAAACGUUCCAAAUCAUUUACGAAACUCACAUGAAAAAUGGUCAUUGUGGACGGAAUCGAAUGGAAAAAGAAAUCAAUACCGUUUACAGAAAUAUCACUCGAGAAAUGAUUAGGAACUUUUUGUUUCUCUGUUACAUUUGUGAGCAGAAAAGACCUGCUCCUAAGAUUGUCGAAAAAGAAAAACCCGAAUCUAGAGGUUUUGAGACAAGAUUCCCUAGAUGUCAAGUCAAUGUUAUGGAUAUGGUGGAUAAACAUGAUGGACCUUAUAAGUAUAUCCUUGUUUAUGAGGAUUAUCAGACGAAAUUCGUUCAGUUGCGUCCAUUGAAGACCUGUCGAAUUGAAGAGAUAGUUGGUAUACUUUUGAAGAUAUUUACGACAUUCGGAGCACCGGCAAUUAUUCAUAGUGACAAUGGUCGGGAUUUUGCUAGUAAAAUUAUCCAAGAACUUGGCAAUCAAUGGAAAGAUGUCAAAAUGGUUCAUGGACAACCGCAGUUUAGUUCGUUAAAUCAAGAUGUCCUGGAAUUACUUGAAAUGUGGAUGGAAAAGAAUACAAUAGGCAAAUGGUCGAAAUGUCUUCGUUAUGUUCAGUUGAUGAAGAAUAAAUGUCAUCACAAGGCGUUAAAUUGUACUUCCUACGAAGCCAUGUUUGGAGUAAAAUGUAUAAUUGGACUAAAUGAUUGUAAUUUGCCGAAGAGUAAACUGGAUGAAAUUAAGUCGGAAGAGGAUUUACAUGUUUUUCUAAAAGAUGAUGAGGUUUUGAGAGUUAAACAGGAAGUUAAAGAUGACAAUACUGAAGAAGAAUCAUUUGAUUGCUUUGAAGACUAUUUGAAUUCGUUGAAACAGGAGGCAGAGAGCGAGGGAGAUGACGAGAAUAGUGUGGUUUUUGUACCGCCAGCGAAGAUUAUGAGACUUUCGUAG
Molecule: messenger RNA, 1185 nt
Organism: Episyrphus balteatus (marmalade hoverfly)
Lineage: Eukaryota; Metazoa; Arthropoda; Insecta; Diptera; Syrphidae
Product: KRAB-A domain-containing protein 2-like
Exons: 1
Coding region: 1-1185 (394 amino acids)
Biological process (GO): DNA integration
Molecular function (GO): nucleic acid binding
Source: RefSeq, a predicted model, not a curated record